CACAACUCCUCCACUCAGGACAUGAGACUGGAGCUGCUGCUCACCCUGCUCCUCUCUGCAUCGGAUUAAAGCGCAGAACCUGAGAGAUACAAGGGGACAUCUUCAUUUAGAACAGAGCUGCAGCAAUGCCUUGUGUUGAGACGCAGUAUGGAGCUCUGCCUUACGACACAGAUUACUUCAGCCCCGACUUCCUGAAUCCCGGAUUCUCCGCCAAGGUGGGCAUGGACCUCAGCGGCCCGCCGGAGCAGCUGACCCCGCCCCUGCUGCCUGGCAUCGGCACUCUGGUGGGAAACCAGGCUGCAGAACUCGACACCUUCUCCUGCCAGUUCACCGCCUCUGUCUCCGCAAACGCGAGCCUGACCGGCAGCACCUCCCACCUGCCUUUGGCUGACAGUUCCAGCCCACGUGACCAGCAGUCGCCCUUCAGGCUGGAUGAUGUCCAGGUCUUCGGGUGCUACCCGGGCACCUUCUCCCUCGGCUACCUGGACGAGACGCUAUCCUCCUGCGGCUCAGACUAUUACGGCAGCCCCCUGUCGGCUGCCGCCUCGCCCUCCACCCCAGGGUUUCAGACCCCGUCUGCUGCCACCUGGGAUGCCGCCUCCUUCAGCCCCUUCCCCGCCUCGUCCGGUGCCGGGUGCUGGGUGUCAGAGGUCAACUCUCUGCCUCAACAGCCCACCUACUUCACCUUUAACACCCACCUGGAGCAGCCGUCGCCUGCCGGGGACCACCAGCUGCCCGCCAGAGAGGAGGGUGCUUUUGGGCAGCUCUCUCAGAUUCACCACACCUCUCCUCUGCACUUCCAGACCCCGGAGUUUGACCACAGGUGUUUGGACAGUCCGGCUCUGAAAGUGGAGAGGAGCGUACCUCACACCUCCCCGAAAACCCGCAGCGCCAACGAGGGGCACUGUGCGGUGUGUGGCGACAGCGCAUCCUGCCAGCACUACGGGGUACGCACCUGCGAGGGGUGCAAAGGGUUCUUUAAGCGAACUGUCCAGAAGAACGCUAAAUACGUCUGCCUCGCCAACAAGGACUGCCCUGUGGACAAGCGGCGGCGCAACCGGUGCCAGUUCUGCCGUUUCCAGAAGUGCCUCGCCGUGGGAAUGGUCAAAGAAGUGGUGCGUACAGACAGUCUGAAAGGUCGAAGAGGUCGUCUGCCUUCGAAGCCUAAGAGCGUUCCGGACAGCGCUCAGCCUGUAAACAUCACUGCAGCUCUGGUUCGGGCUCAUAUCGAUUCCAGUCCUGCACUGGGAAAACUGGACUACUCCAAGUACCAGGAGGAUGUGAGCGGCCUGUCUGAAAAAGAAGACGCCAACGACAUCAAACUGUUCUAUGAGCUUCUGACCGGGACCAUGGAGGUUCUGCAGAAAUGGGCAGAGGCGAUUCCCGGGUUCAGCUUCUUCUGCAGGGAGGAUCAGGAGCUCCUGCUAGAGUCCGCCUUCGUGGAGCUCUUCAUCCUCAGAUUAGCCUACAGAUCUCAUCCAGACGAGCAGAAGCUGAUCUUCUGUAACGGGCUGGUGCUGCACCGGCUGCAGUGUGUACGGGGAUUUGGAGACUGGAUUGACUCCAUCAUGGAUUUCUCCAACAGCCUCCAUCGCAUGAGUCUGGAUGUCACAUCCUUCUGCUGCCUGGCGGCUCUCGUCAUCAUCACAGAUCGCCACGGCCUAAAGGAACCAAAACGUGUGGAGGAGCUUCAGAACCGCCUCAUUUCCUGCCUGAGAGAUCACAUGAACAGUGGCAGCAUCAGUGGCAGUAGUGGCGGUAGCAUAGAGCACAGCCGACCUCCGCCUAACCUGUCCCGUCUGCUGGGGAAGCUGCCCGAGCUGAGGACUCUGUGCACUCAGGGCAUGCAGCGGAUCUUCUACCUGAAGCUGGAGGACCUGGUGCCCCCGCCCCCUAUUGUGGAGAAAAUCUUCAUGGAUACUCUUCCAUUCUAAAACUAAAGACUGGGAUUUCUUACUGGAGAUCUGUGUUAAGGUGGAGGACGGAGAAGAUCCGACGGGGAGAAUCAGACCGCGGGCGACACAACUGCAGGGCACAGGGUGGUUCUGCUGUACCCUGGAAAAAAGACUCUUUCUGAGAUAAAGACCUGUGUUAGUCUGAUAAAAAGACUCUCUCUGAGAUGAAGACACUGCCAUUCUUUUAGAAUAUACUCGGCUGGUGUCUGUCUGUGGUCUAGAUAUGAAACUAAUCCUUCCUCCCAACCUCCUUUAUCCUCACAUCAAGUUCAAGUUUCAAGUUUAUUGUUUUACAUUUGUACAAAAUUAGAGGGCAUUUCAUUUGUUCAUUUUUGUCGUUUUGUUUUAAUGGCUAAUUGUUUGUGUGUGUUUGUUUUUGGUAUGAAUAAUUGCUAUGCAAAAAAUACAUUUAUAUAUUCUGUGAAUGCUACUCACUUAGAUUUUUAAGGUACGCCAGAAUUUUCUACAAAAAUUGCCUAUUUUGUAAACGUGACGUUGAUUCAGGAUUCAUACGUUUCCCAAACGAGCAAAGAAAAGAAAUCAGAUCUGAAACCAAAUCUGAAUUCUGUUUCAGUUAAAUCGACAGUGUGCACGGUACUGACUGACUGGAACAAAUACAGAUAUCACUUUAUAACAUUAACACUUUAUGUCCAAAUGUUUGUGGACACCACCUCUUUUUAUUAAAAUCAACUGCAUUAAAGUAAACUUAUUUCUGUAUACCUGCUAAUAUAGUCUAUAUCAUGUACACUAUUGUACUGCAUUCUGCAAAUGCACACACACACACACACACACACACACACACAUACACACAAUGAACCUCUUGGCACUGUGUCCAAUGCCAGGGGAUAUCAUAAUAUUAGGUAAUAGCUUUGAGAUUAAUGGAGUCAAAUCAAAUCUUCACAGCAAAGUUUUAGACUGUCAUGCAAAGCUUUUCUCUGAGAGUGGAGACUUUUAUUGCAGCAAAGAAGGAAAAACACUAUUCUUAAUUAAGUUGAUUUUGGAAAAAGAAAACUGGAUAAACAGGUGUCUACAAACUUUUGGCCACAUAGUAUAAAACAGCUAGCAUUAACAGAGAGAUAUUAUACAGUUUAAUAAUAUGUUUUUACAUUUCAAUGCAGUCCCACAUCACCACUACAGAUAUGAGACUGUAUGUGAGGAAUGUAAUGGAAUAACUACUAAACUUGGUGCAUUAAAAUUAUAAUUUUAAUAUUUAUUUUUAAUAUAAAUUUCCAAUAUUAAUGACCUACUGAACACUGAACUGUGUGUGAAUAGUGCCUUAUAUAGAUCAUAUAAUGUACCACUUAUUUUUAAUAAGUUGACUUACUUGUAAAACCUCAAUCAGUAUUUGAAACUGUGCUUAGAUUCACUGCUGAAUGCAGUUGAAUAAUUUCCACUGUUAUUUGUUCCAGUUGAUGAAAGUUGUGUAUUUGGAGAUAUGAAAACAGGUUUGAAAUAUUUUCGAUUUUUAUAUUUCGAUUUUAUCGUGUAAUACUUUCUCUAACAUAUAUGAUGUUAAAAUUAAAUAUAAUAUAUUUUUAUUUCUCUAAAAUCCAAAUAUAUUAACUUACACCCAGUGGUAAUAACUCCAAUUCCAAUUUUUCUUAAACAUUUCCACAUAAAAUUAGAUUUCUAAGGUAAAAACAGAAGAACACUGGCACUGCAUUGUACUGUACUUUUCGUUUGUUUCGUUCGUUGGUUUGUUUAUUUUGUUGUUUUUGCAUACACUGAUAUUUAAACUGGACAUGUAUGAAAAUGUCUAAACAUGAGCAGCUAUGGCACUUCAGGCAGCAUUCUUAAAAAAGGGAUAUUUUUUUGUUUCGAUUGAUUGAUUAAAAGUCUGUUUCUGUUUAUAGA
Molecule: messenger RNA, 3809 nt
Organism: Astyanax mexicanus (Mexican tetra)
Lineage: Eukaryota; Metazoa; Chordata; Actinopteri; Characiformes; Acestrorhamphidae
Product: probable nuclear hormone receptor HR38
Exons: 7
Coding region: 126-1934 (602 amino acids)
Biological process (GO): cellular response to corticotropin-releasing hormone stimulus; regulation of transcription by RNA polymerase II
Cellular component (GO): transcription regulator complex; nucleus
Molecular function (GO): nuclear glucocorticoid receptor binding; zinc ion binding; RNA polymerase II cis-regulatory region sequence-specific DNA binding
Source: RefSeq, a predicted model, not a curated record